Molecule: messenger RNA, 1112 nt
Organism: Canis lupus familiaris (dog)
Lineage: Eukaryota; Metazoa; Chordata; Mammalia; Carnivora; Canidae
Gene: GADD45G
Product: growth arrest and DNA damage inducible gamma
Exons: 4
Coding region: 108-587 (159 amino acids)
Biological process (GO): regulation of cell cycle
Cellular component (GO): nucleus; cytoplasm
Source: RefSeq, a predicted model, not a curated record
CCGGGGCGCACUCGCCAGCCGUGCGCUCCCCGCUCCUCGGCCUCCCGCCUCUCCCGCGUCCGCGCCGCUCGCUCCUUGCGUGGAUACUAGCUGUUCCCGACCGCACCAUGACUCUGGAGGAGAUCCGAGGCCAAGACACGGUCCCCGAGAGCACCGCCAGGAUGCAGGGCGCCGGGAAAGCACUCCACGAGCUGCUGCUGUCCGCGCAGCGCCAGGGCUGCCUCACCGCCGGCGUCUAUGAGUCCGCCAAAGUCCUGAAUGUGGACCCCGACAACGUGACCUUCUGCGUGCUGGCCGCCGACGCGGAGGACGAGGGCGACAUCGCGCUUCAGAUCCACUUCACCCUGAUCCAGGCGUUCUGCUGCGAGAACGACAUAGACAUCGUGCGCGUGGGCGACGUGCAGAGGCUGGCGGCGAUCGUGGGCGCGGGCGACGAGGCGGCCGCCCCGGGGGACCUGCACUGCAUCCUCAUCUCGAACCCCAAUGAGGACGCGUGGAAGGACCCCGCCUUGGAGAAGCUCAGCGUGUUCUGCGAGGAGAGCCGCAGCGUCAACGACUGGGUGCCCAGUAUCACCCUCCCCGAGUGACAGCGCGGAGGGGGCCUUGGUCUGAUCGACGACGUGGUGACACCGGGGCGCCUAGCGCGCGGCUGGCUCUGUGGAUGCGCCCUCGGAGCGCGCGGGCCCGCAGUGCUGCGCGGAGAGCGGCGAGGAGGGCGGCCCCUGCAGGAGGGGCCCGGCGGCGGGGGCGCGGGGGCGCGGGGGCGGGCUGGCCCCCAGCCCGGGACUCCGCGAGUGUGGACUCCGCGAGUGUGGGCGGCGGCGGCCUGCCCGGGAAGGCCGGAGGCGGGCCGUGGGCCCCGGGCCGGGAAGGCCGGACCGGCCGGGCGGGCGUGACUCAGCAGCCUGCGCUCUGCGCAGGAAGGAGGGGAGAGGCCAGGCAGGCGAGGCCUGGACUCCGGACUCUGGACUCGGACAGUUACAGGAGCUCUGACCCACUGAGCGGCCUGCACCGCUGCACCAAGCGGACGGGGCGAUGCUCCGGUUUCUAAAGGAUUCUGCUGCUGCAGCUUUGGAGUUUUGUUUUUUAAACAAUAAACUAAGUGAAACAGA